AUGAGUACGGAUACUGCUGCUGCACAAGCCCAGAAUAAAAUAGAUUCUACGAAAAAGAAGAAUGAGGAAGUAAAUAAGAAGUCUCUGGAAGAAGACGAUGAAUUUGAAGAUUUUCCUAUCGAUACAUGGGCAAAUGGUGAAACGAUAAAAAGUAAUACAGUUACACAAACAAACAUAUGGGAAGAAAACUGGGAUGAUGUUGAAGUUGACGACGAUUUUACCAAUGAAUUAAAGGCCGAAUUAGAUAGAUACAAACGAGAAAAUGAACAAAAAGCUACAUAA
This is a messenger RNA of Saccharomyces eubayanus, 282 nucleotides long. It is a transcript of the gene SEM1, whose product is annotated as proteasome regulatory particle lid subunit SEM1. The record is from RefSeq and is a predicted model, not a curated record. Bases 1 to 282 code for a protein of 93 amino acids. Lineage: Eukaryota; Fungi; Ascomycota; Saccharomycetes; Saccharomycetales; Saccharomycetaceae. Gene Ontology annotation, cellular component: proteasome regulatory particle, lid subcomplex; proteasome complex. Gene Ontology annotation, biological process: double-strand break repair via homologous recombination; proteasome assembly; mRNA export from nucleus. The transcript has a single exon.